GACGAUCUUCAAGUAAAACAGUGGCCUUGCAUUGCCUGCAAAGUACAUAAAAAGUUCUUCAAAAUCAGCAAAAGGUAUUUUGUCUGUCGAACUCUUAACAUCAAAACAGUGUCAAUUUUUGGAUCAACUCGAACUGACCUUUUGGUAAAUGAUACGAUGGAGCAUUUGAUCUUUCAUAGUGUUCCUUAGACGUGAUUUUCUAGUUGGUAAGGGGUACAAAGAAGAGGUUGGAGAGGUAAACAAAGAAGAGGAACAGAAGAGAGACGCAACGAAGAAGACGAACGAGGUUUUGGGGGCGCCAGAAAAGGGGGAGAGAGAAAGCGGAGGAGAAGGAAGUGGGGGGAACGAGAGGAAGGCAGUAGGGUAGUUGGCAUCGCAUGCAUCCAAUUCGAUGUCCGCGCACUGUUGCUUUGCUGAACUACCAAGCGGUUGCUCUGUUGCUGGCGUCAUCGCUCGAUUUAUAUUGGAAAGGGGGCAGCUCCUUUUCGAUUUCGCUUGAUUUCCCAUCGGAGAGUGGAGCACCGGAGACCGUAGGGGAGAGAAAACGGUUGAAUCUUGUUAGGGUUUCGCCCUCUCCGUUGUAAUCUUGUCGGAGAAGUGUAGAAAGAAGAUUGCGGGGAUCGCUAGCAGGGUUUCUUUGAACCGAAAGAGAUAGUUCUUUAUCUGAGCACUGGUUUUCAAGGGUUUUAGGUGACCGAGUUAUAAGCUCUCCAUGUGCUUGGAGUUUGUUGUGUUGAUUCCCUUUUAGAAUAUAAUUGCGUAUGAUGGAACUGUUGUUCGUUCCGAAAAGGUUCGGAGAAAUGAAAUCUUGGUCGUGAAUUCUUUUUGAGUUGGUGGAAUCUGGGCGUUCUGAAGUAGUUGUAUCUGUUCUUGAGAUCGAAAAAGGGUGCCUUUUGAAGCGCUGGCUAACUGUUCAAGGUUUUUUUUCCACUAUCAUAUAUUGUUCACGGAGAAACACGUAGAGCGCGUUAAAUAUUUGUAGUGGAUUCCGAUUUGAUCGAAAGAUUCUUGCUAUGCAUAAGUCACUUUAAAUUAGUGCUUUCAAGACUUUAUUGCUGUUAUGAGGAUGGUGAUGGAUCAUGGCAUCAAUUUUCCUCAUGGAGGAGUUUACCAGCAAUCUUUUUGCAAUCAACAUGUACAUUCUUUUCAACCAAAGGAUGUAAACAGCACAACCAGUAUUUUUCCUGGUGACAUAAACACUUCAUGUGGAAUAAUUACAAUGACAGGGAUGAUAUUGAUUGGGAACUCCAGCACUCCAAACAAUGUUUCUCCCAUGAUUUUGACCAGUAAUCCUCCAGGAAAUAUCCUUCUCGAACCGGUGCCUGGACUUAAGCAUAUCACAGCGUUUGCUGUUGAUUGGUCCUGCGAGGAAUUGGAAGUGUUGAAACGAGGCCUUGUCACAUAUGCUAGUGAACCUAAUAUCAUGAAAUAUAUCAAGAUAGCAGCUAGACUUCCUGAGAAGACUGUGAGAGAUGUUGCAAAGAGGUGCCGAUGGAUGACUAAGAAGGAGAAUGGUAAAAGAUGUAAUUCUGAAGACCUUUAUGCUGGAAAGAAAAUCAAAGACAGAAAGGAGAAGAUGAUAGGUUGUUCUUCAAUGGUCAAUAUGCAUUAUAAUCAACCUGACAGUGAAUCUGCCUAUUCUGUCAUGAUGUGUGAUGGGAACCAUAUGAAUCAGUUCUCAUCUGAAGCAUUCCCAGUGGUUGACAGCAGAACAAAGAAUCUUCUGGAAGACAAUGUAAAACUUCUUCACCAGAUUGCAGUUAACAUUGAAAAUAAUGAGAUACAAAAUAACAUCGAUCUCUUGUAUUGCACAAACAACAACAUUACAGCGACUCUAAAUAGCAUGCUUGAAAUGCCUGGUGUUAUGAGCCAGAUGCCUCCACUGCCUGUGCAUGCCAAUGAGAAUCUUCUGCAUUCCAUAUUGCCCUAUACUAGUCAGGCACAUGGACCUGGCAACUGUUAUGUCAAGGAAGAGCCAAGCUGCUGGUGACCUGCUGCUACCAAAUGACCGGGUUUCUGUAAGUACACGAUACUCUUAUGUAAUUACAAGGAAGGUGAUCAAAACUCUCUUUGAUACACAUGCCUUUCGAUAAGAGAAUAGAGAUUGCAUGCUCACACCAGAGGAGAUUGAAGAGCGAGUCAAUAAGAAUCCCAAGGACCUGACACUAUAUAUCAAGAUUACGAUAUAGAGCUUCUAUGUAAAUGCUUUUGUAUGGAAGAAAGUUUGUGCACCGACAGUAUUAGGUGCUUGCGGUUCAUCAAAUUCUUUCGCUUUGCUACCUAUGUCUUUUCGUUCAAGAGCGAUUUCAAAUGAUAAAUUUUAGUCCCAGAGAAUAAAUAUUUAUCUUCAUAGUGGAAUAAUCUGAAUGCAUAUUCAAGAAUGAG
Musa acuminata AAA Group (dessert banana) is the source of this 2385-nucleotide messenger RNA. RefSeq lists its product as uncharacterized. Lineage: Eukaryota; Viridiplantae; Streptophyta; Magnoliopsida; Zingiberales; Musaceae. The record is from RefSeq and is a predicted model, not a curated record. Bases 1061 to 1990 code for a protein of 309 amino acids. The transcript has 9 exons.